Verticillium nonalfalfae is the source of this 687-nucleotide messenger RNA. RefSeq lists its product as uncharacterized. The transcript has 2 exons. Bases 1 to 687 code for a protein of 228 amino acids. The record is from RefSeq and is a predicted model, not a curated record. Lineage: Eukaryota; Fungi; Ascomycota; Sordariomycetes; Glomerellales; Plectosphaerellaceae.
AUGCUGCAAAUAUCGACAAUUCUACUGGCUAUUGCACCAUUGUCUGCCCUCGCACAGUGGGACACCAACACCAACUUCACAUUCACACUCUACCCUUCUGAUGCGGGAGACAGCUGCGAAGGAGGCGGGCAGGGGGGCAUCACCCUGACCACCGAGACGAUACCCCGACACGAGACCUGCAUUGACGUCGAAGAGAUAUUCGGAGGUAAUCGGCGGAUGGGGUUCAUCAACGACACGGUUUCUGAACGGAUCACCUACGGCAACGGCGUUGAUGUUGACAGGCUGCCACCGCCGGGCAUUGAGUGGUCCAUCACGAGCGACUCAAUUGACUACGACCCAGCUAAGAAUUGGUCCGUCAUUUGGUUCGAGCAGCGCAACCAGUCCUCCGACGGAAAGUCUGAAGAAGGCAAGGACGGUCGCUGGGUUCUCGACACCUAUGGUGCGAACAACGAUUGCCAGAGAGACGACGUUGAAGAAUUUCCGUGGUACGAGACCAGUUGCCAGACUGGCGAGACUGGCCGGUGCGAGUCCGUUCCCCACUCCAUCAAGAGCAUCAAGCUGCGCCCAUACUUCAAGUACGACUUUGGCGACUGCCAGACCUGGGCUAAGUAUGGCGCUGCUGCGACGUUGGUGCCCCGGGUGUCUGCCGCUAUUGUCAUGACUAUGGCGUUCUUCUUGUUCCUGUAG